AUGUGCCGCCCUGGCCCUGCCUGCAGCCUCCUGCCGCCCAGAAAGCUCCCGGCGGAGCCGCGCGUCCCAGAGGAGCCAGCCCCAGCUCCCGCUCGCAACCCCGGAGCGCGGCCGCUGCGGGACUUCCUCCUGGUCUACAACCGGAUGACCGAGCUCUGCUUCCGGCACUGCGUCUCCAACCUCAACUACCGCCUGCUCACCGGGCGCGAGGAGUCGUGCCUCGACAGCUGCGCCGCGAAGCUGGUCCACGCCAACCACCGCCUGAUGAGCGCCUACGUGGCGCUGAUGCCCUCCAUCAUGCAGCGCCGCGUCUCCGACUACGAGGCCAGCGCAGCCCAGGUGUCCCAGAGCUCGGCCCAGGCGGGAUCGGUGGCGCCGCUGGCGAGUGCAACAGGAGCGCACAAGCGGACCCUCAUGGCACCGCUGGUGACGGAUUAUUACGGCGAUCCUGAACUUGUGACCUACCCAGAGAAGCCAGAUCUCAUCCUGCUGCGUGGACCGGCAGGCUUCUUGGGCUGCCUCCACAUGGGCAAGAACAAACACCGACCUAGGGAAGCUGGGCAGCACGUGUACCUGGGCAACGGGAAGGCUGGGAAAACAUCCACGCCAACGGCCCUUCACGGCAGCGACAGCGAGCCAUCUCCGCAGGCUGGAGGGAAGACACAGGCCCUGCCUGUGGUCAUCCUCGGGUCUGCCCGAGGAUGA
Messenger RNA from Nipponia nippon (crested ibis), 705 nucleotides. The record is from RefSeq and is a predicted model, not a curated record. Lineage: Eukaryota; Metazoa; Chordata; Aves; Pelecaniformes; Threskiornithidae.